Messenger RNA from Neogale vison (American mink), 4507 nucleotides. RefSeq names its product Yes1 associated transcriptional regulator (gene YAP1). NCBI's taxonomy places the organism in Eukaryota, Metazoa, Chordata, Mammalia, Carnivora, Mustelidae. The coding region runs from base 248 to 1771 and encodes 507 amino acids. Gene Ontology annotation, cellular component: nucleus; cytoplasm. Gene Ontology annotation, biological process: positive regulation of transcription by RNA polymerase II; hippo signaling. The transcript has 9 exons. The record is from RefSeq and is a predicted model, not a curated record. Gene Ontology annotation, molecular function: protein binding; transcription corepressor activity; transcription coactivator activity.
UUUUGGCGUCGGCGGCGAGUUUCUGCCUCAGUCGGGCGCAGCCGCCGCGGCGGGAAAGAAAGGGAGGAAGGAAGGGGCCCCCGGAGGAAGCCGGGCAGCGGGGGAGGGGAGGCCCCGCGUCCGUCGGGGGAGCGCAGCGGCCGGGGGACAGCGCCGGGGGCCGCGGGGCGCGGGCGGGCCUGCGGCGCAGCCUCCCCCCCCGGCCGCGACCCCGACCCCGACCCCGUCGCCCGCGUCGCCGGGCAACAUGGAUCCCGGGCCGCCGUCUCAGCCGCCGCAGCCCCCGCCGGCCGCCGCGCAGGGCCAGGGGCCGCCCGCCGCGCAGCCCCCCUCGGGCCAGGGCCCCUCGGCGGCGGCCGGGCCGCCCGCGCCCCCGGGGUCGCAGGCGGCGCCGCAGGCCCCCCCGGCCGGCCACCAGAUCGUGCACGUUCGGGGGGACUCGGAGACCGACCUGGAGGCGCUCUUCAACGCCGUCAUGAACCCCAAGACGGCCAACGUGCCCCAGACGGUGCCCAUGCGGCUGCGGAAGCUGCCCGACUCCUUCUUCAAGCCGCCGGAGCCCAAGUCGCACUCCCGCCAGGCCAGUACUGAUGGGGGCACCGGAGGAGCCCUGACCCCGCAGCAUGUUCGAGCUCAUUCCUCGCCUGCUUCCCUGCAGCUGGGCGCCGCGUCCCCAGGGAGCCUAACGCCUACCGGGGUGGUCUCGGGCCCAGCAGCGACCCCCACCGCUCAGCACCUUCGACAGUCUUCUUUUGAGAUCCCUGAUGAUGUCCCUCUGCCGGCGGGCUGGGAGAUGGCAAAGACGUCCUCUGGUCAGAGAUACUUCUUAAAUCACAUCGAUCAGACGACAACGUGGCAGGACCCCAGGAAGGCCAUGCUGUCCCAGAUGAGUGUCACAGCACCCACCAGCCCCCCCGUGCAGCAGAGUCUGAUGACCUCGGCCUCAGGUCCUCUUCCUGAUGGAUGGGAGCAAGCCAUGACUCAGGAUGGAGAGAUAUACUAUAUAAACCAUAAGAACAAGACCACCUCUUGGCUAGACCCAAGGCUUGAUCCUCGUUUUGCCAUGAACCAGAGGAUCAGCCAGAGCGCCCCGGUGAAGCAGCCUCCACCCCUGGCCCCGCAGAGCCCUCCGGGGGGCGUCCUGGGCGGCGGCGGCCCCGGCCCGCAGCAGAUGCGGCUGCAGCAGCUGCAGAUGGAGAAGGAGCGGCUGCGCCUGAAGCAGCAGGAGCUGCUCCGCCAGGCAAUGCGGAAUAUCAAUCCCAGCACAGCAAAUUCUCCAAAAUGUCAGGAAUUAGCUCUUCGUAGCCAGUUACCAACACUGGAGCAGGAUGGCGGGACUCCAAACCCGGUGCCUUCCCCUGGGAUGUCUCAGGAACUGAGAACAAUGACCACCAGUGGCUCGGAUCCCUUUCUAAACAGUGGCACCUAUCACUCGAGGGAGGAGAGCACAGACAGCGGGCUGAGCAUGAGCAGCUACAGCGUGCCUCGGACCCCGGACGACUUCUUGAACAGCGUUGACGAGAUGGACACAGGCGACACUAUCAACCAAAGCACCGUGCCCCCCCAGCAGAGCCGUUUCCCAGACUACCUAGAAGCCCUUCCGGGGACAAAUGUGGACCUUGGCACGCUGGAGGGCGACGGGAUGAGCAUGGAAGGGGAGGAGUUGAUGCCCAGCCUGCAGGAGGCCCUGAGCUCUGACAUCCUCAGCGACAUGGAGUCCGUGCUCGCCGCCACCAAGCUCGAUAAGGAGAGCUUUCUCACGUGGUUGUAGAGCCCGCAGGUAGACCGAGUGCCACAUCUGUGAAGGAUCCAAGGAGAGGUUCCCCAGUGAGCCCGUCGCAGUCUCCGGGCUCACGCCGGAGAAGAGGAAUAGACGUCCCGCAGGAUUCUUCGAUCCGUUGUUUCGCUCUUCUUGUCCGUUGCUGCUGUUGAUAUAUUGCUGACCUCUUUCAUAGUUGGCUCUAAAGAAUCAAAAAACAGUUUUUGGUUUCUUUUGCUAUUAUAACUACUGUUUGUUUGGGGGGCUGGGGGCAGUGAGCCUGUAGGGACGACGGAUGCCAUGCCUUGCGCCCAGUUAGGUGUUCGCCCGUCAUGUCGAGCAAACAUGCGGACUUGGGAGUCAGAUGCGUCACGUCACAGCAUUUCAUUUGUGCGGGCGGUUGUCUGUCCAGUGGCCUUCGGCCGGUGGGAAAACAUUAAUUACCGGUCAGUCGAGCCGGAGCGAUUCACCAGUGCUCAGUGCUUCGUGCUGAUUCGAUGAGCUCGUUGGAACCACGGCUGGAGACCGCUUCACUUUCAGUGUUUUUCCCUCCUCGUGCUAUCAUUAGUCACGUAGUGACCUUGAUUUUAUUUUAGGAGCUUAUAAGGCAUAAGACAGUUUCCGUAGAAAUGUAUUAAUUAUUGACACAUACUCUAGUAUAGGUUUUGCUGGGUUUUAUUCUGGGUUUGUUGUUUUGAUUGGUUGGGCUGUGUCUUUUCUGUUUUUUGUUUUAGUUUCUGUUUUUUUUCCAGAAUCUAGACAAAUUAUCAUAGUAGCAACUCUGUAGUUGUAGCUGGGGGGCAACUAUUAAAAUCUACAUUUCCUGAUUUUUUACCAUCUUAUUUAAAUCUUGAUUAUCCGCUCUAUAUAUACCCACACACACACUUAUAAUGUUUAUGAUAGCGUGAUAGCAGAAUGUAUCUUUUUUUUUUUUUUUUUUAAGGUUUCCCUACUGUCCAGGUUAUUUUAACACAGUAGUUUUGAAUGUGUGCGUUUAGAAUAUGUGAGUAGUGGUCGUACCGCACGGGUGGUUAAAUCUGUCGGGGCAGUGUGCGGACAUUAGCGGUAGUUUAGUGUUCUAGAAAGAGCUAUUGUCACGGAGAGCGUCUAGAGGACUGUGUGCUCACUGGGCACAUGGUGUUGUCCCAAUGAAUUUGAAAGAAGCAAACAAGAUAAGGCUGUAUUUUCCCCUUGACACUCCCUUGGACUAAUUUUGAGCCUCGAUGGGAAAUCACUAUGUAAGUUCAUAAUGUACAUGACAGAAGUAAGCUUUACAUGUGGUUUACCUUUCUUUAGCUCUGGAAAUUGACCUUUGUCCUAGAUUUGGAAGUCAGUUCUAGUCUCUCAGUUCUUGCUUGUAACACACAUAUUGAGGACUGUGUUGAGAUACUACAAGAUUGUUCUUACUUAAACCAGACGUGCUCCUACUUAUACAUGGUGAGAAUCGACCCUGGACAGCAUAUAGGAUCCUGCCAAGGCGGUGAGUUAGCUGGUGAGGUGAUCAGAUUAAUAAAUGUAUAUCGGUAGUUGAGUUUAGCACAGAAAUAGAGAUAAUCAUGAUUAUACUUUUAUUUUUACAGGAAGAGAUAUAACUAGAGUAUGUCUACAGGAAGAAUAAUAAUGGUUUCCAAAGAGUAUUUUUUAAAGGAACAAAAUGAGCAGGAAUCAACUCUUCAGUAUAAGCUAUGAAGGGACUAGUCGGCCGUGAGUCAUAGUGGUACCAGCGAGUGCCUCUGGGAUUGAGGGUCUUUCAGUAUUUCUGGAAUAAGCCCUUAUUUUCAAGGGUUUAUAACUGACAUAAGAAGAUCUUUUUUCUUGGCUAAAACUGCUAUGAAAAGCCUCAGCUUGGAUAGAUUUUCUUUUUUUUUUUUUAAAUUUCAAAAAUCUGAGUAUUUUGGGCCUUCAGUGGAGAGGACUACAAUAGUUGGGAAUGAGAAGUUCUAUCUUAAGUACUUUUAGUGCUCAAAAAUGAAAUGACUGUGUUGUAUAUAAUGACUCAUAGGUCGAUCAUUCAUUACUAUUGACUCUAAGACUUCUUGUUAGGAAAGCAGCAGAAAGAGUAAAUCUUGAAUUAACUCUGAGGGGAAAUGGCCACUGUGGAGAUUCCUUGACUUUUUUUUUUUUUUUUUUUUAAGAGCAAUAAUGAAAUUGUACCCAGAAUGCAUGAGUGAGUGUAGGGACCGUCCAGCGGGUGUUGGUUUCCUCGUGCAGAGGUGGGAGCUGCGUGCAGGGGGUGCCUGCGUGGCCAGGAAGAUCGUGUCUUCAGCCUCCGCAGAGUAGCUGUAGGCUUGGGCGGCUGGGGACGUGGGAGGGGUGGCGAGGACUUGUGGGACCUUGACAGAGAACUUGAUAAGCUCCACUUUUUCCCUGUAAAGACUUGGCUUGCGUCUUGCUGUCACUGAAGGCCUUCGUUCCUCCGAGUUCCAACACUUGAGUGCGCCCACGGAGCGGGGACCCAGGGUUCUUCCUGUCCCCCAGACUCUGGCUUGCCCAGUCACCCCACAGUGUCCCUGAGGUGCUGGGGACCCUGACCGCACCCUCCAUUCACCUGAAGGACACGUAGCAGUCCUUCCUUCUUUCUGAUUUGAAUCACAGCCUGGAUGUGGUCUGUCUUGUUCUGUGUCCUUGUUCCUAAUGUUAACGUGUGUAACUGCUUCUUGGUUGUACUGGGUAGCGUCGGGGUAAGAUUUUAACUGGGUAUUCUUGAAUUGCUUUUACAAUAAACCAGUUUUAUAACCUUUCAGUUUA